CAAGGAGGUAACAUCUCCCAGAGUCAAGGCCCACCGGUCGACAGCGUCAUCCUCAGAGAAGGACAAGCAGACGGAGGAUGGAAAGGGUGAUGGACAGAAAGGAAACAAGAAAAAUCGUGGUAAAGCAGACAAGAAACAAAAGUGGAUCCCCCUUCCGCUGGACCCAGAGCCUCGAAACAAGGGAGGCCGAGACCGGGAUCGAGACCGGGGACGCAACGCCUCAGGAGGCGGGAGAGUGAGGGAUAGCCGGCCGGCGCGAGACAGCGAACGUGAGAUGAACUGGCGUGAUGUGCCACGCAGCACCGGUUCUGAGCCAGCUAAGAGGCCGGAGCGUCCUCGUGGAGAUGGUAGGAACAGCAGAGAAACGUUGACAAAGGCCGCUGGCUUUGCACCUCCCAAGGACGAGAGGAGUCGCAGCCCGAGUGCAUCCAGCGCCGACAGCCGGAGUUGGCAGAACCAGCGCAGCUACCGGGGCAGAGGCAGGGGUAGAGGUAGGGGCGGAAGAGGAGGACGAGGGCGUGGUGGGUACUCCGGUGGCUACUGGCAGGGCAACAACGUGGAUGUCCCAGUAACAAAUAACAAUGAACAAACAUCUCCAGAUUCUGAAUUAUUCCAAGAAUUUGUGCCACAGUACUAUGACCUGGGCAGCGCUGAAGCCGCAGGAGCUGACACCGGCACCGGCAAUGGAGUCCCCGCGGGCACCGGCACUCCUGGUGCGGGAGGGGACGCAGACUUUGAAACUCCACAGUUUGUGACACCUCAGUACAACAAUCCUGUAUUCUACGAUGGCUCCACACCGGUGUUUACCCCUAGCGCCGCCUCGACAUCUCCAUCAUUCUCCCUGGAUGAAGGCACUCUCAAAGACUAUGUCAAAAAGCAAAUUGAAUACUACUUCAGCGUAGAUAAUCUUGUGAAGGAUUUAUUCCUGAGGAAAAAGAUGGAUACCGAGGGCUACCUCCCUCUCAGUCUCAUCGCCAGUUUCCAUCGAGUCAAGGCUCUGACUAGUGAUGUUGGCGUCAUCACCACGGCCCUGAAUGACAGCACCGAGGUGGAGCUAUCAUCGGACAAGUCAAAGGUACGCUGCAAGCUCACCCCUACACAGUGGGUCAUCAACGACCCUGGCACACCCACCAAGAUUGAGCUCUCCUACGACAGCCCCGAAUUCAUCCCUGGCAAACCUUACCCUUACACCUCAUACAAUAACGACACAGAAUCUGCACCCGUGUCCCCUACACCUGUGGAGAACAUUCAGUCCAGUGAGAGGAGCUCCGAGAGGGAGGCCACCGGUCAAGGGAUGUCCAGCAUGAGGGUACCCAUGACUCCAGGACUGUCCACCAGCCUACCAGAGAAAGAACCAGGAAACUGGACAGAGGUGAAGAGAAGGCAUAAAGCCCCAACUCCAAAGGAUAAGAAGGUCGCAUCAUCGCCUCAAACAGAAUCUCAGCAGGAACGUUUUGAAGGAGCCGCGGAGGAGCUAGACUUCCAGUUUGAUGAGGAGCUCACUGAGAUCACUGGCAGGAAAAACACUUUCUCGGAAUGGUCUGAUGACGAUGACGAGGACUACGAGAUCUCCGACAAUGACCUCAACAAGAUCAUCAUCGUGACCCAGACUCCUCCCUGUCUGAAGAAGCAUCCUGGAGGGGACAGGACUGGGUACCACGUCUCCCGCUCCAAGAUGACCGCUAACCUGGCCAAGGUCAUCAACGAUGGACUCUACUACUAUGAGAUGGAUCUAUGGGAUGACGACGAAGAAAUGCUCAAGUAUGACUUGGCACUGAUGGCAGCGGCCGGUGCCCCCCAUACGGCUUUCAGCAAAAUCCAGACCAUCACCAAUGAAGAGUUCUCCUGCCUGACACCAGAGAAGCCCCACACCAGGCAGGUGAUACCCCCUGCCCCGCCCCCAGAGGGCAUCCCGGAGGAAGGUACCUCUGCCCAAGACGGAGAGGAAGGGGGCAUCCCCAUCCAGAAGAGCGCAGUGCGUUCAGUGAAGGCCGAUUCAUCGAUGGUAGCGAGGUCACUACCCACAGCGGUCCCAGAAGGCCCCCACCUGCGUGAGGCCAUGAGGACACCACGCACCCCUAGGGGUAAGGCUCAGAUGUCACCUAGGUUCUACCCGGUCAUGAAGGAGACCAAACCCAUCGAUAACAAGACUCCAAGGAAACGCAAGACCAAGCACAGUGAGGACCCACCUAUAGAGAGCCACGUUGGUUGGGUGCUGGAUUCAAGAGAACAUAUAGCUAGGUCAAGACAUACAUCCACCAGUUCACCAUCUGAGGGUGCACCAAUCAGCACCAGCUACGGUACUCCACAGAGCUUCCCUAAGUUUGAGCAUCCUUCCCACGAGCUUCUCAAGGAUAACAACUUUACUCAGCAUGCCUACCACAAGUUCCAUCAAAAGUGUCUCAAAGACCGCAAGAAGCUUGGCGUUGGCAAGUCGCAGGAGAUGAACACCCUCUUCCGUUUCUGGUCCUUCUUCCUCCGUACCAACUUCAACAAGAAGAUGUACGACGAGUUCAAGAACCUUGCCGUGGAGGACGCCAAGCAGGGCUACCGCUACGGCCUGGAGUGCCUCUUCAGGUACUUCAGCUACGGUCUGGAGGUCAAGUUUAGACCAGACAUCUACCAGGACUUCCAGCUGGAGACGUUAAGGGACUUUGAGUCAGGACAACUGUACGGCCUGGAGAAGUUCUGGGCCUAUCUGAAGUACUCCCGAUUGAGAGAACUGACCACCUUGCCCGAGUUGGAUGAAGCACUCAAGAAGUACAGGGGACUAGAGGACUUCCGAGUGGAGCCCUCUAUCAGUGAGAACAAGAAGUCUGGUGGGCCGUCUGGGGACGCCAAGAAGUCCAGACCAAGCCGCAGCAGGCAACAAUCCACAUCGGAUCAACAACAGAGCACUCUGGAGGCCCAGGGUGCCGUCGGGGGUUCAGGUGCUGUCGGGGGAUCGGAGGAAUGAAUAAUAUCACGCAAUUCAUUCGCUUCAUUUGGUACUAGCACACUGUCACACCGCAGUGGUACCCGCCAUGGAAUCAAUCGUCUGGACAGCAAUGUAGCCAUUGAGGGAUUUGGUGUCGGUAUUGCCGUUGGUGAUUUAAUAAGCCAGUGAGCAUGCAGUGUUCCAAAUCAUCAAAACUGAUCUUGUUAGCAAUAUCUAUGGUAUGUUUGUGAACAGGAACAGAUACUAAGUGGAGUCAUCUAGUUGGCAUGAAGUUUGAGCUUCACGGUUCAAUACCAGGACUGGUUACAUACUUGCCGUCUUCAACUCUGGACUUCUCAUGAAGACAAGUUAUUUCUAAGUGGUAAGAACUCCAUUGUGAUACAAAGUGAAAAGUGGAUAUUCUGGGGUCAAUCAGAGAAAUUCAGUUUCUACGCCACCGAAUAUGAAGACAAUUUGGCGCUGAUGGGUCCUUGCAUGUUUGCUGGCCAGAGAGUCUUAUGCUGCCAUGAAAUUAAUACAUGGCUACACCGAGUAGUAAGGCAUCACCAUGAAGCAGAAGGCUACCAUCAUCAUAGCUUGAAGGCAACCGAUGUUCUCCUCACCUCGAUUUCAGAAGUUGCCUGAAUCGCUCAUAGUCAUUCACUUCAGUUUGUGUAGACAUCACCAAUAAUGUAUCUUAGUGGGCAUAGUGUGGUUAUGUGCUAAAAAGAAGACUCCCCAUGCAUAGCAAUACAGCACAGAUCUUACCCACGAUGAAACCUGGGUAGAGUCUGACGAAACCGUUGAAAGUACAAGUUUCCCGAUAUCCCAUUUAAAUGUGUGUUUUAAUAGUGUUUCAAUGGGAUAUCGGUGUAUUUAUGAUGGAUUCGUGAACAAUGCCCUGAUUCUCUGCAUUAGCCCUUCUGCUCAUUAGCUUGCGACUAGCUUGUAGCGUCCAUGUUUCUGUCUCUGUGUGUAGCUAUCACAGAGACGUAGAGAGAUUAGUUAGACAUGCCAAUCGGAUAGAUAUUUCCCUGUGAGUUCUUUGACCCUCCUUACAUAGCUGUGUAGGUAGCUUAGAUCCUAUCUGAUUAUUACAAGCAAAACCAUUAUGAUGGAAUGAGUACCCUGCUCAUUCUAAUGAAUCCUUGGAACGCUUGAAAAUGAACUUUUGCCAAAGGUAGAUCAUACCCUUAUAGUGCCCCAUAUUGGAGUCAAAGUAUAUCAUGUACUCGCUUCAGAAACUUUUCUGAUUUGACAAGGAAAAAAAUGGUAAGAUGUUAUAUUUGAAGUUGUAUUAUAAAUCUAGUUUUCCAACAGCAAUAAAUGUUUGUGUUCGGUGGUUUUUCAGAUAAAUCUCUGAUCUAUCCGCGUGAGUUUGAUUUCGUACCAGGGUUUAAGAAAAAUGGAUUCAAGGCUCAGUAAUUCUCAUAGGACAUGGCCACUUCAGGCUUGUUCGUAUAUGCUCCGCUGAACCGUGGUGGUUUACCCCGGCAGUUUUUUGUGUUACACUUGAAUUUUAGGUGGGGAUGAAAAAAGGAACUGUAACACUGGUCCUGCGUGUACUCACUUUAAAGUGUUAUGAGAUACAAAAAUGUGAAGAAUAAAACCCCUGCGGUAAACUGCCACAGUGCACAGUGGUAAAUGUGAAUAACCAUUAUUAAAGCAGACUCCAGAAAUUCACUCAAUUCCCUUUCUUUAGUGAUUUGAUCAAAUUCUCAGGUUGACUUAGCCUAGAUUAUGUUAGAUGGUAACUCCAAACCCCCCUCACUAGUUUAGUGACAACCUACCAGAAGAGAACAAAAAAGUACUUACAAAGCAUAAAUAUAAGUAAAUAUAUUCGUUUCGUCCUGGGCAUCGUCCUGUCAAUAUAUAUUAUGUACUUGGACCCUUAUUAUGCUGCAAUUCUUGUUAAGUUUACAUUAGUUUUGCUUGUUUAUAUCUACUCGGCAGUUAUGUAAUUCAUUGUUAUAGUGCAUGGCUGCAGUCCAAAUUAUACUAAGAUGGGAAAUGGCUCGUUAAGCCACAGGAAUUCUGUAGCAGACUUUAGUUAAAGAGAAUUUUUUUUUUGUUUUUUUGUUUUGUUAAUGAAACUACUGAGAAGGUAUGUAAGUAAAAGAUUUUUUCCAGCACAGAAUGUGUUGCUGUCAGAUGUUAUUUUCCUGUUAUUAAGCAAUUCUAGGAAUACAAUGAGAACUUAAAAUUAUUAAAAUGGGAUGAAAUCCGAAAGCAGUAAUUUUGAUAUAUAUUUAAAAGCUAUAUGUCAGCAAUAAGAAUUUUUGUUGUUGAAAAGAGCUACCAAGAGAUGCUGUGAUUAGUCCUCCAGAACAUUCAUCAAGGUCAUUAAUAAUAUGAUUUCAGAAAUUUAAAUAUUAUUUCUCUAAGGCAAUAAUAAUCAUACUGUUUCUCAUUUUCUAAAUUUGUUUAUGAGCCCUUUCAUGAUACUGAUAGCAGUAUAUAAGAUUUUAUCUCAUGCUUAAAAUAUAUCAUGUUUGGAAGGAAAAAACAGGAGUAAAAUGAAGAAAAAAAAGUCCCUCUCUUUUAUACCGCCAAUAAAGGUGGUGUCGGAGGCAUCAUUUUAUUUACCCUUUCUCUUAUUUUAGGUCUUGGUUAGAUUGAAGACUUCUUUCGGUGUGAAUGUAAAUACUUAGGAAUUUAUACGCAUAUAAAAAGAGAUAUUAUAAUAGGACAAUUUUAGUUAAAAUGCCACCAAGAUGUACUUGUUUAUGUCCACUGUGUGGAAUUAGAUUAGCCAUCACAUAACCGUCUUGAAAAGUUCUAUCAAGUUAUAAACAUUCCCUUGAUCAAUUUUAUUACAAUAUUUUUUGUAGUUUCUAGCUUUACAAACUAUUUGAGUUCUCAUAUAAAACACUCAUUUCAUUUUCAUGGUAUUUGCAAUUUUUAUGGCAGUUUCUUGCUCAAGCUUUUAUUAGUUAGUGGUGUGUAUUCAUGAGGCAUAUCUUAUGUGUUGACACGGAAAGUACUUGGUUUGAGGGUCCUUUUUUUUUGCAAAAUGUGCAAGAUGAAUAGAUCAUAAAUAUCAAGCAAUUACAUUUUUUUUAAGGUAUUGAUUAGAUUCAUAGAUUUAUGAAUAAUUAUAAAUUUUAAUUGGGUUUGGGAGCUAGAUUCUAUGUUUUAUUUGAGGACAGCAUACAAUAAUGUCUAAAAUAUAUGUUUUUCUUAAUGAAACUGCAAGAAAGCAUAUUUAUUUUUAUUUUUAAAUUACAAGCUAUAUUCACCUUCACAAAGUAUUAUGCCAUAUAGAGUUUGUUAUGGUCAGGAAUAUAGAAUGCUAUGUAUUUUAUGUUUAUAAUAUCAAUAAAAAUGCUGGCUCCAGGAGUUUGUUUUCUUCUUUUUUUCCUUCAAGGUAAACAAGGGAAGAUAAAAUGUUGAAAUAACUUUUUUUUUAAUGAAAACAGUGAUAACCGUUAAAAGCAGAUGUGCUUUUCAAAAAUUGUUUUAAAACGUGUUUUUUAUUGGCAAGGCUUCUGAGAAGAAUCAUAUGGGGAAAAAAAAAAUGUAAAGGGAGGUUUGUUUGGAUUUUUUUUCUUAUAACAUUUAUCCAUAUGUGUUCCUGCUUAUACUAAAGAUUGUUAAAUAAAUACGAUCGAAAUUUCUAUUGGGGACGUUAAAAAUGAAGUUGAUACUAGUGCAACAAGCCCUUUGUUUUAUUUUGUUCCUGUUAAAUAAGGGUGCAAAUAUAAAGGAAUAGACUUUUUUUGAAAGCAGGACAGUUUGUCCAUUUAGUUAUAGUGUUUUAAAUGAUGCAAGAUCUUUAAUGGUUUGAGGGGAAUGAAAAGAAGGGAAAAAAAGAAGAAAAGAAGGGAAAAAAAAGAGAAAAAGAUGAUUUGAAAUGUAAUGUGCAUAGUGUAUAUACUGCAGAAUGACUAAAUUAUGUAAUUAUUCUUUUAGAAAAGUAUGUUGAUGUUUGAAUUCCUGCAUUGGCUUGUUAGUAUACAUGUAGUUGCGAAAUAUUUGACAGUAUUUUAUCCAAAUAGGGAGAGAGAAAAAAAAUAUGAAAAAAAAAACACAAUGGAGUGAUGUAUGAACAUUUGCCUUGCAUGAUUAUAUAUUGAAUUCUUACAGAAGUAUUUUGAACUUUUUACAUCUUCCUAUAACAAGACUUGUAUUUUUUCUGUAAAUAAUGCUUUUUCUGGUGGUGAUUUUACUGUGAUUUCUUUUGAUGAUAUUACAAUAUCUUUUUGACUUGAGUAUUACUAUUAUAGUAUAGUUGUGGGUUUUUUUCUCAUCCGUUGAACAUUUUAAAUUCUUUAUCAUGUAUGGGGAAUAUAUUUUUCAAGAAAAAAUUUAUCACAUGUUGUUUGUUCAAAGAAUUUAAUUGCAUUAAAAAUAAAAGUGAGUUGUCUUUUAUGCACUAUUGAAAAGCAUGUGUAGUUAAAACAAUAGAAAAAAAAGAACAAAAAUGAAUUUGCAAGCAAAAAAAAAAUAAGUUUGUAGGACUAUAAAUAAAAAAGAGACUAGACAUUGAUAUACGUAUGAUAUAAUUAUGAGUAAUGUGAUAUUGAUAUAAAUUAAUUCCUUGUUUCUAUUUCUACUGUAGAUCAUGAUCUGUCUGUUAAUUUACCAUUUACUUGGAUACCUUGUUUGGACUUUGUGUAUGGUUUAAUUUUCUGUCACAUGUUCUCCUUCCGCUUUCAUGCAUAUUCAUAUUUUAUACUGUGCAAUGGUGAAAUUGGAUAUUACACUGGUACAUUGUAUCUGUGGCAGCUUAUACACACAUAUAUGUUACCCGAGUGUAAGGUUGUCAAGGCAAGAAACUUGAUGACAACUAUGAUAAGGCAUGUUACAUGGUAUUCGCGACUUAUUCAGUAGUAUUUGAUUUUCAUGGACUAAUCACUUCAGCGUAUUAGAUGUAUAAUCUCCAGUUUGGAACAAAUUUUCUCUUGUUAGAUGCAAACAUCUGAAGGACUGAUGUUCUUAUGCAAUUGUUGAUUUGAUUGAUGCAAUCACAUUUCAUACACUCCACCAAAAAAAAAAAUUGAUUUCUCUGGAACAUUUUAUUCAGAUUUUUUAACAUAUUGCCUAUCAUUAUUGAGAUGUGGGAUUUUAAUUCAAGGAUAAUUUGAAGGGAAAAAAAAUUCUUUUAAAAGAACAUUCAUUUAUAUCAAACUUUACUAACUAUAUUUAAAAAAAGAAGAGUUUCAUUUUAAUUUGUAUAUUCAUUGUUUUAGGUGCCAUCUUCAUGUUUUUGAUUUUUAAUUUUUAUUUUCAGUUUUUGCUAUCUGUGUGAAUGCGUGAUUUUGUCACUCGCUGCUACAUGUAAGUCUUGAGAUCUGAAUGAUCUGGACAAAAUUUCUGCUCCGGACAUCGCACCAAGCACAUUGCAUCUAUUAAAGACUUCUCAACAUGCAAUGCUCACAUCAUUGUGAAUAUUGCUGUAAAAAGAAAGUUAUUUUAGAAUGUUUUUUUCCUAGUAGUGGCUUUGAGUGCAGCUAGCCAAUGGAAGUUUCCAGUUGAACUUGUUUUAAGGGGAUUGAUAUUCUGGUUGGCUUAUAUUCCAAUAAAAAUUUAAAAAAAUGUUUUCUGUUUGUGCCUUUCUCAUAGAUUUUACAAAUUACAUCUUAAACCAGGGUCAUGGUGAAGUGUUUCUAAGAGAUGAAGCUCCUGAUGUUUCUUUUUCCACCAUCCAUUUUCAUCCUUGUGUACUACUCAUCAAAAUGUUAUCUUGUAUCUGUAAUUUGCCAUUCUCCCAGAUUUUAAUUCUUUUGUUUAUAUCGGUUGCUAAAACUUCCUAAAUUCAUGUAGGUAGUUAUUUUCGUAUAUGAGUGCACUUUUUUUCUGUUUGCUGUUGUAUUUGAAUGCAAAUUCACUUUUAGUACUUGCUUCCACCCCAUUUCUUCAUACAUUUAUCUUGAGAAAAAAAAAAAUAUAUACUUGACAAAAAAAAAGUUCUAAAACCUUUUUAAGCACUAUUUUAUCUUGUUAUGAUGUAUAUGGUGGGAAAUACAUGUAUACGUAAAGUUUACAAUUAUAUGGGAUUGAUUAAGAGGAUUUCUUGGCUAAUUCAAAUAGACGGAAUUCAUUUACUUACUCGAAGAUGGUAAUUCAUAUCAAUGUUUCAUUGUAGCCUUUUAUUUACCAUAUUUAGUUUGAUGGUAAACAAAAUGAAUAUAUGUAAAUAUAAUAAAAAUUA
Messenger RNA from Strongylocentrotus purpuratus (purple sea urchin), 9071 nucleotides. RefSeq names its product la-related protein 1B. The transcript is spliced from 17 exons. The record is from RefSeq and is a predicted model, not a curated record. NCBI's taxonomy places the organism in Eukaryota, Metazoa, Echinodermata, Echinoidea, Camarodonta, Strongylocentrotidae. Gene Ontology annotation, biological process: positive regulation of translation; mRNA stabilization. Gene Ontology annotation, molecular function: RNA cap binding. Gene Ontology annotation, cellular component: cytosol; cytoplasmic stress granule. Bases 275 to 2956 code for a protein of 893 amino acids.